Molecule: messenger RNA, 3834 nt
Organism: Trichoderma gamsii
Lineage: Eukaryota; Fungi; Ascomycota; Sordariomycetes; Hypocreales; Hypocreaceae
Exons: 1
Coding region: 1-3834 (1277 amino acids)
Biological process (GO): regulation of ribosomal protein gene transcription by RNA polymerase II
Cellular component (GO): nucleus
Molecular function (GO): protein binding; sequence-specific DNA binding; DNA-binding transcription factor activity
Source: RefSeq, a predicted model, not a curated record
AUGACUUCGUCCAGCGCCGGGCACGACGGCCUCCGCGACCAGAACCACGAUGCCCAUCCCGAAGUCGACGCUCACGCAAACGCCCCGGCUGCGGUCGCUACAGCCCCUGCAGCUGCGAUGACUCCUCUGGCAGGGACGGCCGCUGCGCAGCAGGAAACAGCGCCGUCCGACAGGCCAGAAGCUGUGAUCGUCUCAAUAGAGACCGAAGCCGCGCAAGAGCCGGCGCAAGAGCUUGGGAUUGCAGUGGCAGAGGCGCCUGCGAUGGCGGCGGAACAGAAAAUCUCGUCGGAUGCGCAACCAAACUCUAAAGGCGGUGACGUCCCCGUUUCAGCGGUGGCUGUUGCUGUCGACGCUGCUCCUCCUCCUCCUCCAACAACAACAACAACAACAACAACAUCGCCCUCAUCAAAUUCCGCUCCGGCGCAACAGCAAACGGCCGCGACUACAUCUGCUCCUUCGGCCGCCGUAGAGGCUUCGGCAGUCUCAUCUUCCGCAAACCCCAUCACCAACCAACUUGCAACCUCAUUGCCACCAUCCAAACCCGACGCAAGUGCCGAGACCGACAACACAACCCAACAUCUACCCGCUACAUCAAUAGCAACUGCCUCUGGAGGAUCUGGCGAAUCAAGAGACAAACCUGCAUCUGGAGAGAUCAAGACGGAGGAUAUUACGAUGAUGGACGCUCCUGAUGUCAGUGCGACAACUGCUGCUGCUGUAGCCGAGACCCUAUCGCAUGCAUCUGCCAUGCCAGCCCCUCAGAUGUCUUCGACUGAGCAAUUCCAACCCUCAGCGCCCUACGCACCACAGGCCCCGAUAGACCAUCGACAUGCGUACAUGAUGAUGGCUUUGGCUUCCAUGUCUGCCGCACCGCCCGCCAUGUCACCACCGCCAACAGUAACCCCCUCUCAAGUGACUCUACCUAACAUAAUGGGAGACGGAUAUUUUGGCAUGGGCCCGGCCAGUAACAACAAUCUGCGGCAGUCUGGGACUGCCACUGACAUGGGCCUCGAGUCGUUUGCUCGUGUUGAGUUUGCCGACAGUGUCUUCCAGAUGACCACCUACGCCGUCAUUAUUGGCCGUGAUCAGCGAGCUCUGGAACAGGCCAGGCGUGAUGAAAAACGUGCUGAUGAUUAUAAACGGCGAACUGAAGAGAAUGCUAGCAAAGGGCUUCCACCGCCAUCUCCCAUCGUCCAGGACCGCCACAAGUUUAGUAAAUCAUAUGUCAGUGAGGAAGGUGGCAUGCUGGGUCCCGAAUCAGAUAGCGAAGAAAACGGACGUCCAACAAAACGGCGCAAAACUAGCACCACAGGAUCGUCACAUGAAGAAGUGGAAAACUCUCAAGAUAACGUCAUCUCAAAUCGCCAAUACGUCUCUCAUACCCCUGGGGCGGCUGCUGUCGACUUGACCUCGUUGAGGCCCUCUCCUUGGCACGUUCCCUUUAUCGGUAUCCACUCCCCUGGUCCGAACAUCGCAAGCAAGACCAAAGCCAUUUCCCGGGAGCAUCUCAAGAUUGCGUACAAUCAAGCCGAGGGUGUAUUUGAGGCCAUUCCACUGCACAAGAAUGGCUUUUUCUGCGAAGAUGUGCAUUACAAGAGCGAAAAGGUUGUGUUGAGGUGUGGCGACCGAUUACAGAUCAAGGACAUUGAUUUCCGAUUUAUUAUUAAUGGAGUCGAGAAGGGGCGAACGGGCGCAGAAGAGUACCAAGAAGAAGACGCUGCUAAGAAACGGCAUUCUCAUGGAGGAAAGAGCAUGAGCUUCGACUUUGAACAGUCUCACGGUAAUGGCCAGAUCCAAGACACAAGCGAUGAAUUAUCAGAUGUGGAAGUGAGCCCGGUCGAACUGUCCGAUUUUGGUGGAGAUGAUGAGGAAGAGGGAGAUGAAGAGGAGGCUGCUGAAGAAGAAGGAGAAGGAGAAGGAGAAGGAGAAGUAGAAGGAGAGGGUGAUGGCGAGGGCGAAGGAGACGCAGACGCAGACGCAGACGGAGAUGGAGAAGACGGAGAAGAUGGGGAUUUGGAUGCGCUUGAAGCAUCCAUCGAAGGAGAUUCUGAAAUCAAAGAUGAAGGAGACGCUCACAAUGACCCUUCAAUGCCACAGAUGGCUAGAAAGCGAGGCCCUGGCAGGCCUCCUAAGAACGGUAUCAUGUCAAAGAGGGAACAACGCUUGCUUAAGAAACAGCAACAAGAGAUGGCCAAGAAGACAUUGCCUCAAGCGCCACCAGUUGAACCGCCCCUCAAGCGCAAGGUCGGCCGGCCCAGGAAACACCCGUUGCCCGAAGACGGAACUGACCGCCCAGAGAAGCGCAAGUAUAAGCCGCGGAAACCCAAGAAUGAAGAUGGUGUCGAAGGCUCUGAUGCGGAGCGACGAGCGAGAGAGAAGAAGGAAAAGAAGUCACGGCCCAAGUCACCUCCUCUGGAGCUCAAGAUCGAGGAUUACACAGAAGAGCAACUUCAGAAGCCGAAUAAGAACUACGGAGUUCUUAUUGACGAAACAUUGACGGCAGCAGGCCCUGACGGUCUCACAUUGAAGCAAAUAUACAAGAGGAUUUGCCAAAGAUACCCGUGGUUUUAUUUCCACACCGAGACCAAGGGAUGGGAAAGUAGCGUUCGCCAUAAUCUGAUUGGGAACGAAGCGUUUAAGAAAGAUGAGACGACAAAUCUGUGGUCUCGAGUGCCCGGUGUGGAGUUGGAUGCUGGCAAGAAGCGAAAGGCAGCCUCUCCUGACCGAGGAUUGGUGGCUGCGCAGGCCUAUGGGCACUACUCAUAUCCAUAUGCUGCGCAGCAUAUGGCUCCCGGCGCGCAUCAUGGCUACCCUCCUAGCCAGACGCCAGCUCCUGGAUAUCAGGCACCUGCAUAUGCUGGACAACCGGCUCAUGCGGCACGCCCGGUGCAGUACGGUGCCUCUCAAUCCCCUCCUAUACAUCAACCUGUCCAACCAGCACAACCGGUACCAGUGCAACCGGCCCAACCGGUCCAACAAAUCGUAGGUGCGCCACCCCCGGCCCCUAUUCAGCUGUCAGGAUACGGCCCUCCUGCAGCCCCAGCUCGCCCUCAGCUUGGCGUGGCUCAGCCAGGAGCCUACAGCUCGCCUUAUGCCUCACGGCCGCCUCCCUUGACAACCCCGCCUGUAAAGGCCGAGGAUGGCAGUGCCAGUGUACCAUCUGCCGCUGUGCCUGGUCAGCGAUCCAUUUCGGCUGCUUCCGCAGAGUCGAAGCCAGUUGUUGCGUCGACAUCGCAUCUGGCUGCCACCCAAGCUGGUACCGGCCACCCAACCCCAGCUCGGCCGUCAGCAACGCCUGCUAGGCCGAUUAUCGAGCCUCGACUCCUCACUGCGGUAGUGGGCCUCAAGAAUGGCCUGGUAGAAAAUCUGAAGAAGGCUGGCAACCCCAAAGCCGAAGCUAUCGUCAUGUCAGCUCUGAACCGGUGCAUCGGGCUCAAGAAAGAAGCCACUGAAAAUGAUAAGAUGGAAACAAUCUGCAUUAAGGGUAUUCGUCAAGUCAUUGAUGGCUUCACCAAAGGCAAAAGCCCAACACCUAGCGGCUCUACUCCGCUACCAACAGACACACCGCCUGUUUUUGAGCCCAAGGUGCUGGCGGCUUUAAAUGGCCUCAAAGACGCCUCUGUCAAUGCGAUCAAGGCGGGCCUGGGCGCAGCCAAGGCUGAAGCCGUAACUCUAUCGGCUAUUGAUCGGGUUAUUGGCCUCGCAGAUGCAAGUAUAAUGCCAAAGGCUGCAGAGGGCGAGCCAGCCAGCAACUUUGAGGGAGUAGAGCAGCACCUUAUGAAAUCAAUCCGCCAGCUUCUGCAAGGCAUGAACCAGAAGCUACAAGGCGACUCAUAA